CCCCGGGCGGGGCGGGACCGGCGGGGCCGCCCCCGGUGUCGGCGGGCGGGGCCGUGCUCCUCGCACAAAGCCGUGAGUGCCGCGGGGAGCGCACCGGCACCGGCACCGCCCCGAUGUGAGCGGGGCAUGGCCGCGGGGCAUGGCCCGGGGCGGGCGGCGGCGGGCGCGCGGCGCCGGCGGUGAAGAUGGAGCCGCGUCCGCCUGGGACCGAGCCCCCGCUGCCCCGGGGGCCGGGACCGGGGCCCGAGCCGCAGCUGCAACCGGAGCCGGAGCUGGAGCCGGUGCUGGCCUUCCAACGGGAACUGGAGCCGCAGCUGGAACCGGAGCCGGUGCUGGAGCCGGAGCUGGCCUUCCAACGGGAACCGGAGCCGCAGCUGGAGCUGGAACCAGAGCUGGAGCCAGAACCAGAGGCGGACCUAGAACCGGAGCUGGAACGGGAGCUAGAACCAGAAGCGGAGCUGGAACGGGAGCUAGAACCAGAAGCGGAGCUGGAACAGGAUCUGGAGCCAGAAGCGGAGCUGGAUGUGGAGCUCUGGGCGCUUGAGGCCGGCGCUCCCGGCGCGGGGCCGCCGCCCUGGUGCCCGGGGGAGGCCGCGGGCAGCCCGGGCCCCGCCGAGCCCCCGCCGGAGGAGGAGCCGCGCCUCCGCCCGGUCUUCGACGCCCUGGACCGCGACGGCGAUGGCUUCGUGCGCGUGGAGGAGUUCGUGCAGUUCGCCACGGCCUACGGCGCCGAGCAGGUAAAGGAGCUCACAAAAUACCUGGAUCCCAGUGGAUUGGGAGUUAUCAGCUUUGAAGAUUUCCAUCGGGGGAUCAGAGCCAUCAGAAAUGGAGACCCUGACAGCCAGCUGUAUGAUAUGGGAUACACCCCCGAGGAGGAAGCCCCGGCCUGCCCCGAUGAGUUCGAUGAUUUCGUCACGUUUGAGGCAAAUGAGGUGACUGACAGUGCUUACAUGGGCUCAGAGAGCACCUACAGUGAGUGUGAGACCUUCACAGAUGAGGACACCAGCACCCUGGUGCAGCACGAGAUGCACGACGAGGUGGAGACCGACAGCGCCAUCGACUCCACCGUGCACUCAGAAUUCACAGACCCCAUCGAGGAGCCAGAGCAUGGGUCCCACCCCCACGAGCUGGCCCUGGGCUCUGAGCUCAGCCCCUCCAUCGUCACCGUCAUCAGCGGGGAGGAGCACUUCGAGGACUACGGGGAGGGACACACGGCCCACCUGUUCCCAGACCCUCUGUGUAAUGGGGAGAGCAGCUUUGGCAGCUCCUCCUUCCUCUCUCCCAGCACCAAUCCGCUCGCUGCGAAACUGCACAGCAUUCUGGCAGAUGAAACUUUUGAGUUUUACUGUAGCCAGUGCCACAAACAAAUCAACCGCCUCGAGGAUCUUUCUGCUCGCCUGAGUGAUCUUGAGAUGAAUAGCCCAAAUAAAAGACUCUCCAGCAAGAAGGUGGCAAGGCAGCUGCACCAGACCAGCUCUCUGGCCGUGGGGGUGAUGGAGGAAUCCCUCAGGGACAGCCUGGAGUGCACCGACGAGGACAUCACCGACAAGGUGGUGUUCCUGGAGAAGCGGGUGACAGAGCUGGAGAAGGACACGGCUGCCAACGGGGAGCAGCACAGCCGUCUGCGGCAGGAGAACCUGCAGCUGGUGCACAGGGCAAAUGCACUGGAGGAGCAGCUGAAGGAGCAGGAGCUGAGGGCUGACCAGACCCUGCUGGAGGAGAUCAAGAAGCAGAGGGAGCUGCUCAGCAAAAUGGAGAGGGAGAAGAGCAUAGAGAUUGAGAACCUGCAGGCCAGGCUGCAGCAGCUGGAUGAUGAGAACAGCGAGCUGAGGUCCUGUGUCCCCUGCCUGAGAGCCAACAUCGAGAGGCUUGAGGAGGAGAAGCAGAAGCUGCUGGAUGAGAUUGAGGAUCUCACUGUGCAGCUCACAGAGGAGCAGGAGAAAAAGAGGAAGAUGGGGGACAAGCUGAGUCAGGAGAGGCACCAGUUCCAGAAGGAGAAGGAGUCGACACAGGAGCUCAUUGAGGACCUCAGGAAGCAGCUGGAGCACCUGCAGCUCUUCAAGCUGGAGGCAGAGCAGCGCAGGGGCCGGAGCAGCAGCAUGGGGCUGCAGGAGUACAACAGCAGGACACGGGAGACUGAGCUGGAGCAGGAGAUCAAGCAGCUCAAGCAGGAUAACAGGAACCUGAAGGAGCAGAACGAUGAACUGAACGGGCAGAUCAUCAACCUGAGCAUCCAGGGAGCCAAGAACCUGUUCUCAGCCUCCUUCUCUGAGUCCCUGGCAGCAGAGAUCAGCUCUGUCUCCAGAGAUGAGCUGAUGGAAGCAAUCCAGAAGCAGGAGGAGAUCAACUACCGGCUGCAGGAUUACAUCGACAGGAUCAUCGUGGCCAUCAUGGAGACCAACCCCUCCAUCCUGGAGGUCAAGUAAUGGCAGCCAGGAGCUGCUCUCGUUGGUGGAUUUGGUGCUCUGAGAGGAUGAAGAGGGACUCCACACGUCUUUGCACUUGAUGAAGGCACAAGGAAGCCUCAGGUCGGGGGGUGACUGAGCCACGGACCAGGGCAAAGGAAAACCAGCAGCCAGGCUUUGUUGUCUGACUCGUUACUUUGAAGCCCUCCUGGCUGAGGAGGGGUGAAAGGGAACCUGGAGAAGGAGCUCAGGAAAGGGACACUGCAGGAAGUGCCUGUGGCGCUGGGGACUGUCCCAAAGGCCCCGGGCCCUCCCAGGGAUGGAGAUGGAAGCGACAGCGCUGCUGCCCCGCCCAGCCCGAGCCUCCGCUGUGCCAAAGUGUCCCUGACACACUCACCGGGCAGAGCUGGGAGCAGGGAAGGCAUCCCGGACUCACACGGGCUUGGGGUUUGGUUUUGUUUGGGGGUUUUGUUGGUUUUUUUUUUUUUAAUUAACUUAAUGCAAAUGUCCUCCUCCAGCUGGCUCAGCCCCGGCUCAGAGCCCUCGGUGGCUGCAGGGGCAGCCCGGGGCUGCUGGGGCCACCUGCCUCCUUAUUUAUUUGUGGCUCAGCACUGUCGGCACGGCUCGGCAUCCCUCCUCCUCCUCCUCCUGCCGGGCUCCGGGGGGAGCUGUCACCCGUCCCCAGCUGGGGACAGACACUCGGGCUCUGCCUGGCACCGGGGCCGCUCCUGCGGGGGCAGGCAGCACCUGGGGAGCACUUUGGGAGAGGCCCCAGCUCCCCACCUCGCCUCCUAAAGCCUGGGGACAGUGGCCCUUGCCAUUCUAAAGCCCUGGGGACAGUGGCCUGUGCCGUUCCCAGCCGGAGCAGGGCUCUGCUGGUGAUAGCUGCAGCCCUGGAGGGAGAGCCUGCUCCGGUGCCUGGGCUCGUUCCUCAUCCCCGGCACUGGGAUCGCUGUGCCGGUGGGGAGAGGAGCCGCACAACACCUCGGCAGCUCCCUGGGAAACAAAGCCAUGUUUACAUCAGACAGCUCUGGGCUUGCCGGCACGAGUGGCCGUGGCACAGCGUGACCCCGGGAGUGGCCGCUGCCCCCUGCUCCUCCGGGGGCAGCCGGCGGAAUCCCAGCGGUUCCUCUUCCUGCUUGGCAGGUUUGGGAUGCCAGAACGGCCUGCCAGCAGCAGCCAGGCAAUCCCGGGGGUGCCUGCCCUCCCCAAGCCCCUUGCAGCCCUCGGGGUGCCCCUGCCCGGGGACACACGGCCACAACAGCUCUGGGUGCUCAUCCCUGGGGGCAGCAGGCUCGGGAGAGCCCCCAGGCAGCUCCUGCACCCAGCCCUCCCCUCCCUGCCCCCAGGCCGCGGGAAGAAGCCACGUUCUGUACAUUUCCAGAGAAGCUUUGGGUGUAAAUCAGUGUAUACUUGGAGAGGGAAAAUUUUUCUAUCUUGUAGAGUAGGUAUUUUUAUAGAAUGAAGGUUGAUCCAUUUUUUUAAUACUUUAAAAGAAGAGAGAAAUGUAUCUGUGUAUACACAAAAGCAUAUAUAUAUAUAUAUGUAUAAAUAUAUAAAUAUUGGAGAUCUGCCUUUCUUGACUUGGGAUCCCGGAUCCCCAGGUCUCAAACAAUCGUUUGUUUUUUCCUGUCGCUCUCACAGAGGUACUGUAACUGUAAAUAAGCACCGGGGAAAAAAAAAAAGUUUUAAGCAAACAAAAAGCACUGACUUGCACAUUCACCAUGCUUUAAAGUCCCUAUGGAGAGAGAAAAACAAAACAAAAACUGUACAUCCUGAAAAUGUUCCUCUUUCCCGACUGGUAUGUGAAGGAAGUCCCCCAAAAAAGAGGCAAAAAUGGUAUUGUCUUAACUGAUGUAUCAAUUCUUGUCGGAUUAAAAGCUGUUACUAUUC
Oenanthe melanoleuca is the source of this 4298-nucleotide messenger RNA. RefSeq names its product RAB11 family interacting protein 3 (gene RAB11FIP3). Gene Ontology annotation, molecular function: calcium ion binding. The record is from RefSeq and is a predicted model, not a curated record. The transcript has 15 exons. Gene Ontology annotation, cellular component: recycling endosome membrane; midbody; endocytic vesicle. The coding region runs from base 186 to 2426 and encodes 746 amino acids. Lineage: Eukaryota; Metazoa; Chordata; Aves; Passeriformes; Muscicapidae. Gene Ontology annotation, biological process: endocytic recycling; regulation of cytokinesis.